This is a messenger RNA of Salvelinus sp. IW2-2015, 3664 nucleotides long. NCBI's taxonomy places the organism in Eukaryota, Metazoa, Chordata, Actinopteri, Salmoniformes, Salmonidae. The record is from RefSeq and is a predicted model, not a curated record.
CGCGGGAGAGACAGGCGGAAGUGAAAACCCCAAACAGAGCAUUCGGAAAGGAUUUCAGGAUUUCAUCUGGAGCCCCAUUUCUCAUCUUCCCAACCAAAGUGCCAUGGCCAGACUGUUGAAAUGGCAGAUUGUGUCUUUAAUGUCGCUUCUCUAAAGUGAAGACAAUGGAAGAGGACAUCAGCCAGUCACUGACCCUGCCGGUGUCACCCUUCGCAGGGGAAAGCCAGUGUGAGCUGACCCCAGCCCUGCCACCCUGUUUCUCCUGUGCAUCUGACCRGGGUCGGGAUGACACCCGGCCACUGUCAUCUGACAGUUAUAUUGGCAGGGGCUCCCUGAAACGGCUGCUGUUACGUCUGUCCCCGGCCCCUGCAGACUAUGAAGAUGACACAGUGGAUAUCUUUGGUUUCCCAUGGGUGACAGAGACCGCUCUGGUGGAAUCUACCAAGCUUUUGUUCGGCCUGUUCAGGCAAAAGCUUCUUAAAUUAGAGACCCUGGUGCAGUCCAGCUCUCAUGACUUUGGCCAAGCCAGCAGCCUCCAUUAUGAGGCAGAAGACCUUAGGCAACAAUGUGUGCUGUUUCUCCAAUAUGUCAAAGUCUUCCUAUACAGGUACCUGGAGCCCACCUGUCCCCUGGAGGAGGGCCCCUGUCACCCCUAUGAGGAGCUGGAGGCUCAGCUACCCUCUGCUCUGCUGGAGGAGCUCUUUGGGGUCACCCUCCUCAUAGGGCGCCUCAAAGACCUCCCAGCCAACAUCCAGAGUGCCCUCACCAUACAGCACCAGGGCAAGCUGUUUCCUCCCUCCUGGCAUUUGUUACACCUCCACCUGGACAUCCACUGGUCAGUGUUGGAGAUUCUCCACCUGCUGGGGCAGAGGAUGCAAGGUCAGGUGGUGUACGCCCACCAGUUUGUGAACCUGACAGGGGAGAACCUGACCAACAACAGCCUGUUUGAGGAGCAUCUCUGCAACCUGCUCUCUGACCUCACUGGCAUGGCCAUGGGCAAAUACAGCAAGUUGUUCACAGUGCCCUGGUUAGGGGUGUCGGGGCUCGGCAGCGUGAGCAGAACCCCCCUGGCCCUGUUGGACCAGGCCCGGAGCUGCUGCUCCCCCUCCCCCCUUCGUUCCUCCGGCCACACCCAGCUGUACCGCUCAGCCAACUCCUUUCAGAUCUUCCUCAGAGUGCUGGCUCUCUACCUGGCCCAGGAGGACGCAGGCGGCGCCCCUUGGAGGCAGAUCAAGGGCAGGGUGUACUCCAAGUUCCACCGGCGGCGGAUGCAGGAACUAUCCGAGGCUGGGCUGAUGAAUUUCCUGCUGCUGUUCGUUGUGGUGGCCCGGCAGGCCGAGCUGGAGGACGUGGCCGGCCGGGCCUGUGAGCUGCUGGGCCUGCUCCCUCCGGACUCCCCCCCUGCCCAGCGGAGCCUGGUGUGGAGGGGCCAGCUGGCUCUCUUGCUGCUCUUCCAGGAGAGGGGCCUUGACGUGGGGGCCCAAGCUAGCUGGCUGGCCUCCUCCUUCUCUCAGACAGCCAAGGAGUUCUACCUGAAGACCACAGAACCGUCUCGCCGCCUGGCCCUCUGGGGCCCCCUGGGGUCCUACCUAGAGGGCGUGGCCGAGGUGUUUGAGACGAGCGCGAGUCUCAGUCUGUCGGAGGAGAAGCUACUCAACGAGGGGUUCGGUCUGCUGCUGCCUGCCUGCCGCCAGUCGGAGCUGAGCUCUGCCCUGGGCUUUCUGCAGAUCGUGCUGAGGGAGCUACGGAGGGUCCAUCAGUGCAAUGUCCAGCCUGGCCACUCAGCAUGUCCCCCCGGUGCCUGGCUGCCUCCUUCCAAUGCCAGCGUGGGUAAAGACCGCCACCUAGCGGUUGCAGCAGCUCUCUGGGCCCACUUUUUCCCCUUCCUCCGCAGCCUGCGCCUUUCCAACACCCCUCCUGCCCAACUGGCUGAUGCUGCCGCAGGAUUUACACUGCUGGCCUUUGACCUUCCUAGCUCUGCCCCCCAAGACCUCCAGCCCAACCCCAUCCAGUCCAUCAUGCAGUGCUUCAGCUGGGACGACAUGCUUCACCCCCUGCUAGUGACUCGCUACCUACCCCACCUGCUCCAGAACAGUGAGCUGGUGUAUUCAGUGAGCUCCGGCUGUGGGGGUUCCGUGUCGGGCUCAGCCCAGACCCUGUCUGUGAGAGCCUGGUUCCGCUGUGUUCUGCAGCAGCACAUCCACAAGAACCCAGAUGGCACCGACAGCAGAGCAGGCAGGGCUCUGGAGGAGCAGUUGUCGGAGCUCACUAGGCUCGUAUUAAGGCUCCCUGAGGUGGACUCCCUACUGCAGAGGGCCGGGCUGCAGCCUGGAGCCGGCAGCAAGCUAGUGCCCAGGUCUGCUCUGGAGAUGUUCAUCAAGGCUGUGGGGCGUGUGUACAGUGGGCUGCAGGUGUUGUCUGAGCGUUCUGCCAUGGUCACCCGUGCUCUGGACUACACAGGGGACAUCAUGAAGUAUAUCAAACACUACCUGGUCAAUAAGAGUCCUCAGGAGGGGCUGCUGCUGGCCUACUGGGCUGUGGGGUGCGUUGUGAAGCACUGGAGUCCCCUGCUUGCCACCUCCAAGGCCCAGCAGCUGCUGUUCAACAUUGUAAACGGGCUGCUCCUCCCUAACUCUCUGUCUGGGCUGGACAAGGCCUUGAGGGACAGCCUGCCCCUCUACCUGCAGGGUCUGUCUAUAGCAACCAGUAUGUCUCAGUCGCAGGGCGCCUACCUGAAGAAGCAGCUCCGGGAUGUCAUCUCCAAGUACCUUGACCAUUUCCUGCCUGCCACGCCAUUGGUUGGAGCCAUAGCCAAUCACCCGGUGCUGCUGGCGGCCUGCGAGGCCACGCCCACCCCGCGUGGGGCAGCACUGAGAAGGAGCAUCCUGCAGGUGAUCAGUGAGAACUUCCUGCAUUUCAAAGGCAACGCCCCUCCUCCCCGCCUGGUCACGGUCCUGGCCUUCCUAUUGGAGCUGCUGAGACGGAACAAUGACAGUGACCCCGCCCUGCUCACCAUGCCCCUCCCCUCUCUGCUCCGCUGCCUGAAGCUGGUCAACGAGCCUCACGUGAGGAGGACCAGUACAGAGGCCCUGCAGCUGGUGGUGGAGAGAUGUUCAGGCGAUGCACCAUGCGACCAGAUCGUCGCUGUCCUACGGUCCUUUGUGGAGGAGAACGAGGGGUUGUAUGACAGACAGGUGUACAGUGUUCUGGAGACGAUAGCUGUUCUGGACAGUCAUGUGGUCCAGGUGCUGAUCCCUGUUCUGUCGCUGAGUCUGAGGAACACAGAACACAAGAGAGGACUGGGCAAGAACACCACACUGAGGAAUGCUUACAGGAAUUUGCUGACCCUGCUGGGGGACGGUGGUCAGGCGGAGAUCAUCAGCCUGGAGGAGGACUGACCCUUGACCCCCCCAGGACCAGGUCACCAUGCUGUUGACCUCAACACCACUGGGCUUCAUGUAUAUACAURAUGUAUAGAAAUUGUCCUGUUGGUGACACAGAUCAUCAUUUACGGUCAAGUUUCCAUCUUCAUAUUGAAAUAUUUUUCAAAAAGGUGUUACGAAAUACAGUAAGAUCAUGUGGAAGUGCAUGUGUUGUAUUUCAGUUUCCUAAUUUCACAGGCAUGGAACGAGUGUGUGACGCAUAUAGACACGUGUAUAAUAUU